CCUCUCAGCUGCACCGGCGCGCUGCAUGUGGACGUGAAAUGACCGGCUGCAGAUGGUCAUUUUUUAUUUUUUAUUCUAAAACAGUUCUUUUACGGGGGGAGCUGAAUUUAAAUCUGUGAUCCUGUACGCAUCACAGAUUCUUUGAGGAGUUGAUGGUGCUUUUUCUUAGGUGACUUCGUGGUGUCAAACUGCGAAAAUGGACGCAAAGAAAGAUGCUCCUCCCGGGGGCGAUGCAGGCAAAUCAGACACCCUCGGUUCAACUGGCUCAGCCAGGAAAAGGGGAGGGGGGGCCAAGAAGGCAAUGCAGGCGAACAAGUCUGCCCUCAGGGCCCCCCGAGCACUUUGCUGCCUCACACUGAGCAACCCAAUCCGCAUGGCAGCGCUGGCUCUGGUGGAGUGGAAGCCGUUCGAUAUUUUUAUUCUACUUGCCAUUUUUGCCAACUGUGUGGCCAUGGGCGUCACAAAGCCGUACCCAGAUGAUGAUUCCAACGCCACCAAUCACCAACUUGAACAAGUUGAAUAUGUCUUCCUCGUCAUCUUCACCGUUGAGACCUUCACAAAAAUUCUCGCCUACGGUUUAGUCAUGCACCCCAGCGCCUACAUACGCAGCGGAUGGAACUUGCUUGAUUUCAUUAUCGUCAUUGUCGGGUUGUUCAGUGUGAUGGCGGAGGGCGCGACGGAUCAUAAGCCAGGAGAGGCCCAUCAUGCUGCAGGGAAACCUGGAGGUCUGGAUGUGAAAGCUCUCAGGGCUUUCAGGGUGCUGCGACCUCUUCGUCUUGUAUCUGGAGUGCCAAGUCUGCAGAUUGUAUUGAACUCCAUCAUGAAAGCCAUGGUCCCCCUUCUCCACAUCGGUAUGCUCGUCAUGUUUGUUAUCAUAAUCUACGCCAUCAUCGGCUUGGAGCUUUUCAUCGGCAGGAUGCACAAGACGUGUUACGACAUGAGCACAGGUCUCAUGGUAGAGGAUGAUCCAUCACCUUGUGCAUUUGCUGGAAGUGGGCGUUUUUGUGUCACCAACGGGACUGAGUGCAGGGGCAAAUGGGAGGGCCCCAAUGGUGGGAUCACAAACUUUGACAACAUUUUCUUUGCCAUGCUGACAGUUUUUCAGUGCAUCACUAUGGAGGGUUGGACAGAUGUGCUCUACUGGAUGAAUGAUGCCAUUGGUUUUGAGAUGCCAUGGAUUUACUUUGUUUCUUUAGUCAUUUUUGGAUCAUUUUUUAUCAUCAAUCUUGUAUUGGGUGUGUUGAGCGGAGAGUUCUCUAAAGAAAGAGAAAAGGCUGUGGCACGUGGUGAGCUGCAGAAAGCGCAGGAGAGCAAACAAAUGGAGGAGGACAUGAUCGGCUACAUGGACUGGCUCAUAGAAGCAGAGGAUGUGGACGAAGAAGGAAAUAAACGUGCUGCAAUCGCAAAGAAAAAGAUGAUGAAAAAGUUUGGCUGGUACAAGCACAGCGAGGAUGGAGGAGAGUCCGACUCUGAUGAUGAUAUUGCAUACCUUGAUGAUGACAAUGGCUUCUGUGCUUCCCUCAUGGCAAAGAUGAUGGCCAAUAGCUUCUGUGACCAGCUCUGCCAGCUCAAUCAUACUUUAAGAAAGAACUGCCGCAUUGCAGUCAAGACAACAAACUUCUACUGGUUGGUGCUGCUGCUGGUGUUCCUCAACACUGUGGCGAGUGCCUCGGAGCAUUAUGGACAGCCCAAAUGGCUCACAGAAAUGCAAGAGCGAGCAAAUAAGAUCCUACUGCUGCUGUUCACUCUGGAGAUGCUGAUGAAGAUGUACGCCUUCGGUCUUCAGAUCUAUUUCAUGGCGCUGUUCAACCGCUUUGAUUGCUUUGUGGUGUGUGGUGGCAUUCUGGAGACACUGCUCGUAGAAAUGGACUUCAUUCCGCCCAUCGGCAUCUCCGUGCUGCGCUGCAUCCGACUGCUCAGGAUAUUCAAGAUGACUCGGCACUGGGCCGCCCUCUCUGAUCUGGUCACGUCACUGCUCAACUCCAUGAAAGCUAUCUGCUCCCUUCUGCUCCUGCUUUUCCUCUUCCUCAUCAUCUUCGCUUUGCUGGGUAUGCAGUUGUUCGGGGGCAAAUUCAACUUUGAUGAGACUCAGAUGAAGAGAAGCACCUUUGACUCGUUUCCUCAGGCUCUGCUGACGUGUUUCCAGAUCCUCACCGGAGAGGAUUGGAACGCCGUCAUGUAUGAUGGCAUCAUGGCAUACGGAGGGCCGAUCUUCCCUAACAUGGUGGUGUGCAUAUACUUUGUCAUCCUCUUUGUCUGUGGUAACUACAUCCUGCUCAAUGUCUUCUUGGCUAUCGCUGUGGACAACUUGGCGGGGGGUGGUGGAAAGAAAAAAGUCGAAGAGAAAAAGGAGGAGGAAGAAGAAUGGGAUGAGGAUGAAGAGAAGGAGGAUGAGGAUGCAGGGAAUGAAGAGGAUGACUGGCAGGAAAAUGAGGAGCUGAGAGCCAUCGAGGGACUAGAGGGAGUUGCUCCGUUAAAGCCAGAAUUUUCUGGGCCCAAAGAGAAGAUUGUACCAAUUCCCGAUGGAAGUUCCUUCUUCAUCCUCGGAAAGAAAAACUGUUUGCGAGUCGCCUGUCACAACUUCAUUCACCACCCCUACUUCACCAACUUCAUCCUCAUCUUCAUCAUCCUCAGUAGUAUUUCACUGGCUGCUGAGGAUCCCAUCAAAUCCCACUCAUUCAGGAAUAUUGUUCUUGGAUACGCAGAUUAUGUCUUCACUUCAGUUUUCACAGUGGAGAUCGUACUGAAGAUGACUGUUUACGGAGCUUUUCUGCACACCGGCUCCUUCUGCAGGAACGCCUUCAACCUCCUCGACCUGCUGGUUGUCAGUGUGUCACUCACAUCUUUUUUUCUACAUUCAAGCGCGAUCUCCGUGGUGAAGAUUCUCCGAGUUCUUCGGGUUCUCAGGCCUCUUCGAGCCAUUAACAGAGCCAAAGGUCUAAAGAACGUGGUGCAGUGUGUGUUUGUGGCCAUUCGCACCAUCGGAAACAUCUUGAUUGUCACAACGCUCCUUCAGUUCAUGUUUGCUUGUAUCGGAGUGCAGCUUUUCAAGGGCCGAUUCUUCAGCUGCACAGACGAAGCCAAGCACACUCCUUAUGAGUGCAAGGGAACGUUUGUGGUCUACAAAGACGGCGACAUGAACCAUCCCAUGGUUAAAGAGCGGGUUUGGGAAAACAAUGACUUCAACUUCGACAAUGUGCUGAUGGGCAUGUUGGCGUUAUUCACUGUGUCGACGUUUGAAGGCUGGCCACUGCUCUUGUAUCGCGCGGUGGACGCCCACGCCAUAAACCGAGGCCCCAUUUACAACAACCGAGUAGAAAUCUCCAUAUUUUUCAUCAUCUACAUCAUCAUCAUCGCCUUCUUCAUGAUGAACAUCUUUGUGGGUUUCGUCAUCAUCACAUUUCGAGAGCAAGGAGAGGCCGAGUUCAAAAACUGCGAACUCAACAAAAAUCAGCGUCAGUGUGUGUAUUACGCACUGAAAGCUCAACCCAUCAAGAUUUACAUUCCCAAAAACCCAUCCCAGCUCAAAUUCUGGAGAAUCAUUAAUUCCAGCCAGUUUGAGUAUAUCAUGUUUGUGCUUAUUCUGGGAAACACACUCACUCUGGCUGUUCAGCAUUACGAGCAGUCCAAGCUGUUCACCUCCAUCAUGGACAUCCUCAACAUGAUCUUCACUGUGGUUUUCACUAUAGAGAUGAUUAUCAAGCUGAUGGCUUUGCGGGCUCAUCACUAUUUUAUUGAUCCUUGGAAUUCAUUUGAUGCGUUGAUUGUGGUGGGAAGCGUGUUGGACAUCGCUGUGUCUGAGUUUAGUGGAGGAGGCGGCCACGGGGAGGGUGGAGGGAAAGAAGAAAAAGGAAAAGUGUCCAUCACGUUCUUCCGUCUAUUCAGAGUGCUGAGGUUGGUGAAACUGCUCAGCAAAGGAGAGGGAAUUCGAACUCUUCUCUGGACUUUUGUCAAGUCCCUGCAGGCCUUGCCUUAUGUCGGCCUCCUCAUCGCCAUGAUCUUUUUCAUCUAUGCUGUGAUCGGCAUGCAGAUGUUUGGGAAAGUGGCUGUUGAUGACAACACACACAUCAACAGAAACUGCAACUUCCAGACUUUUUUCAUGGCAGUUCUGGUCCUCUUUAGGUGUGCCACAGGUGAGCAGUGGCAGGAGAUCAUGUUGGCGGCUCUGCCCGGCAGACGCUGCGACCCAGAAGCUGACAUUGAGCCUGGCGAGGAGUUCACCUGUGGCAGCAAUUUGGCCUACCUCUACUUCAUCAGCUUCUUUAUGCUCUGUGCUUACCUGAUUAUCAACUUGUUCAUUGCUGUCAUCAUGGACAACUUUGAAUAUCUUACAAGAGACUGGACUGUGCUUGGCACUCACCACUUGGACGAGUUCAAGAGAGUUUGGUCUGACUAUGACCCAGAGGCCACCGGUCGCAUUAAGCACAUCGAUGUGGUCACCAUGUUACGCAGAAUUCAGCCUCCUCUUGGUUUUGGAAAGCUAUGCCCUCAUCGUGUUGCUUGCAAAAGGCUGGUUGCCAUGAAUGUCCCGCUGCACCCUGACGGGACAGUCACCUUCAAUGCUACUCUAUUUGCUCUUGUUCGAACCUCACUCAAAAUCAAGACUGAAGGCCCCAUUGAUCAGCAGAACGAAGAGCUGAAGAUUAUAAUUAAGAAGCUCUGGAAACGCACCAAGCCUAAACUCAUUGAUGAAAUAAUACCGCCCCCUAGAGGUGAUGAAGUGACUUGUGGAAAGGUUUAUGCAAGUUUCUUAAUUCAAGACUACUUUAAAAAGUUCCGCAAGAGGAAAGAGCGGGAGAGGAAAUCUAAGAAGAAGGACAAGGCAGCUGCUCUGCAGCAAGGGCUGCGCACGCUGCAGGACCUGGCUCCAGAGAUGCGUCUGGCCAUGGCCUGUGACCUGGAAGAAGAAGAGGCCACAGAGGGAGAGAUGACAGGCGAUGAGAUAUUCGACAGUGAACCAGGAACUUCGGUAAACACCACGCCCGCAAGCACACCGAUGCCCCCUAUCGACAUGCUGGUGGAGCAGACGGCUGUGUUUAUUGAACCAGAGCCUAAGAUCACCAACGGGGGAGUGAUCACCCAGCAAGUGAUGGGCUUACAGGAGCACGAGAGACCGGGAUCAGAGCUGGCUGGGAUCAGCAUUGUAACAGAGCAGCCUGAGAGAUCUGAACCCCUGCCCAUCAGAAUGGACUCCAUCUGUGAAACGCCACUUCCUCCUCCCCCGGAAAUAUUAGUGGAAGAAGAAAUUGUAGUUCAAGAAGCAGUCAGUGUCACUGCAGACGAAUCAGCUGAGCAGUUUUACAGCAGUGAAGUCGAUGCUGCAAGUCUUGCAUCAGUAGACCCAUAUGUAUAUCCAGACGCUACAUCUCCUGUUCCAACUGAGACAGGCUACAAUAGCCAGAGUUUGGACAGAACCAGCAGCAUAGGAGAAAUACCCUACGAUGCUCAUGAUGCCAAUGGCUUUGUUAGCAAUGAUUACACAGACAACAACAUAAAUGAAGAGAGUGUUACUGAAAGUCCCACUCCCUACACGACAAAUGGAUAUAACAGUAAUGGAGAUGCAGGAUACUAUGACAACGGUAGCGUUAUCAGUGCUAACGGUAAUGGGAGCGCAAUGAAUGGCUGCAAUGAAAAUGGUAGCGCUGUCAGCGGUUACAACGAGAACGGUGGCACCCAGUUUGUCAGGAGACGGCUACUUCCUGCCAUACCAAAAGGCCAUAAGCCUGCCUUUAACUUCCAGUGUCUGAGGCCACAGAGCAGUGUGGACAACCUCCCCAUCCCUGGAAACUAUUAUGGAAACACGUCUCCAACCAGAUCCCGCCUGCAGAACCAGCACAGCCUGGACUCGCGGCCAAGCAGCGUGUCUUCCAUGUCCUCCACCUCCUGGGUGAACACGGGAGCAGCUGGCACCACUCCUCUCCCAGGAAUAAUUGCCCCCUCAGGACGCAGGGGCAAGCUCAUCUACACUCCCAUGAUUCUGGUGGAUGAAGCGACGGGUACCAGUCAGCCGCUGUGGAACGACGGCUCUGCUAGCCUUCCAGCAGGAAGGCGUCCCGGCUGGUACCCUGGUCAGACCAGGACCUUCACCAGUGUGAGGAUGCCACCUUCAGUCAACCAAGGUUUUGUAAACAAAGGCAGCGCAGACAGCCUGGUCGAGUCGAUCCUAAUCUCUGAGGGUCUCGGGGUCUAUGCUAGAGACCCAAAGUUUGUGAACUUUGCCAAGCGGGAGAUAGCCGAAGCCUGCCACAUGAGCCUGGAUGAGAUGGAGAACGCUGCUGCCGACCUGAUAGCGCGCGGAACCAGUCAGACACUUUCCCGCUUCGAGGACGAACUCGCCGACGAAAUGAACUGCGUGAUUUCUUACUGAGAUAAUAAAAGAAACAAAGACAUUGAUGUAGGAAGUCAAUGAGCGAGAAAAAGGCUAAUUUUCAUGAAGUGCGUGUUCAUACGAUUGUGAAGAAGGGCAACCAUCCUGCAAAGGAGAUGUCUUAUAUACCUUCAUUUUUGAAUGCCAAAUUACACGCACAAGAAUUUUAAAAGCACAUGUGACUCUCUCUGAAGUGUCUGAUGAACAUUUUGUGAUUCAGAGAGGAGUCUCUGGGUGUGAAAUCAAGCUAAAUUUCUCAGCAACAUGAUGACAAAGAGCCAUCUUUUUUCUGUUGUAUUCUCAUUCUGUGCCGUACUGGAAUUGUCAUCACUUUACACAUCUGUGUGCUCAGUUCCAGUUAAGGCAAAUAAACUGUAAAUAAGAAUAUAUUAAACUAUCCUUAAAUACAGAUGAUGAGAUACAAAACAGCAUUAGCUAUUUUAGAGAAAUAUUUAAGUAAAUUAAAUAUCCUCUAAGAUGCAAACAUGUAGCAAAAAAUGUAAAAUGUUUUUGACUCGAGACUGUUUUUGACUGAGUGGCUGUACAGAGUGUACAAAUAAAGUCUGUUUUCUUAAAUGUAUGUUUAAUUUAAUAGUGAUCAGUUUGUUCCGUGGAGUGAACUUCACCACAAAGGGGUUUUUGUGUAAAUUUCUUCAAACGGAUGUUUAAAACCACAGUAAAAUAUCCGUGAAUUGCAUAAUCCGCAAUUAAUGGACCAGCAGAUGGACGACAUCUGUUUUCACUUCCCCUUUUAAAGAAAAGACGUGUGCAAAACAAUAAGCUCCAUGUGUCUAUUGUUCUUUGUCGUAGUGGUGUGAGCUUGACUCUAAAAUGUAGAAUUUUAUAUUUCGUUUACCUAAUUUAUAUUUUCAAGUUCAUAGUAAAGUCCAGUCAGGUGAAUCGAGCCAGUAAUCAAAGAUGCAGCUCUGGAAACGGAGGUACCUCCAGAAAAGGACAGAAAAGAAAAAAACUAUGCUGAAAAAGCUUAACAUUGUUGGGGAAUAUGAGUUCAAGGUGG
Melanotaenia boesemani (Boeseman's rainbowfish) is the source of this 7385-nucleotide messenger RNA. It is a transcript of the gene cacna1fa, whose product is annotated as calcium channel, voltage-dependent, L type, alpha 1F subunit a. Gene Ontology annotation, cellular component: membrane; voltage-gated calcium channel complex. Gene Ontology annotation, molecular function: high voltage-gated calcium channel activity. The record is from RefSeq and is a predicted model, not a curated record. Gene Ontology annotation, biological process: calcium ion import across plasma membrane. Lineage: Eukaryota; Metazoa; Chordata; Actinopteri; Atheriniformes; Melanotaeniidae. The coding region runs from base 197 to 6367 and encodes 2056 amino acids. The transcript has 47 exons.